Durusdinium trenchii is the source of this 4260-nucleotide messenger RNA. The record is from the annotation of a GenBank genome assembly. Lineage: Eukaryota; Dinophyceae; Suessiales; Symbiodiniaceae.
UCGGCUCAGCAUUGGUUUGGAUUAGGGCACUCUGACUGAGCCUGACUGAGCCAUGGGCUCCAUGGGCUCUUGUCUCUGCCAACCUGUGGAGGAGGAUCACGUUUGCUUUGAUGCUCUCGAGGAGGACCGACCUGAAGAGAGCGUGAAGGUUGAGGAUGCACUCCGAUUUUUAAAACUCUUUGAUCCGCAGAAGACAGGCUUUCUCCCACGGCAGACCAUUGCCACGAUCGUGCAGCUUUGCAGCAGGCUCUCAGAAGAGAAGUUGGAGGAGAUACUGAAAGGUGCACCCUCCAAUAGCCGAGGAUUCGAGUACAGCUACAUCGUUCCCUUCAUUUUGUGGCCCGAGGUCCCCAUCUAUGACUUGGAAGAUCCAAAGUCUUUGGCAAAAUACCUGCUCGAUGCAGACGUUCGUCUGGUGAGGGCUCCGUACUUCUACAAGUUGCUCCAGUCAAAUAGAUGCAUGCCGCGGCGCCAAGAGGCGGAGCACGACAGCUGCGAGGUGAACGGCGAGAAGGUCUCGGCAUUGGUCUCGCACGAGGAAGUGGCCGAAUGGGCUUUGGGUCGACGUGAUGCGUUAGUGUGCUCAGUGUCUCACGCAUGGGAAUCAAGGGAGCACCCGGAUCCCUGCAACUUUCAAUUGCAGAAUCUUGUGGACAGUGUAGCGUUGUGGGAUGCUGCGUUUGUCGACGACGUUUGGUUGUUUUACGAUUAUGUGUCUUUGUAUCAAUUCCAACGCGACACAGCUGAGCAAGAGGCGAGUUUCCGGCGAGCGAUGUCCAAUAUGCACAUGAUGUACGCUCAUCAGAGCACUCUGACAUUCCGCCUGGAAUGUCUCACACCUGCUGAUACCUGGACUGCUAGGAAAGAGGAUUCAACGUACAAGGUGCCGAUUUACCAUUUGCCGAGCAAUUCGAUUGCAUGGGUUCCACUCAGUGAGCUGAUGGAAAAUUUUGCUUUUUACCUGGAUCGCGGCUGGUGCCGCGCCGAGAUCGAAUGGUCUGCAGCACGGGGCAUUCCAGCCCAGAAUAUUGCGAUCGAUGGUGAGCCCGGCAAAGAGGUCACUGUAAAGAUGGUGCCCACAGCGCCCGAAGUGUUUGGAAAGCGCAUGACCACAUCGGCCUUUACGCAUCGCAACGAUGCGUCAACCGUUGUUGAUCUUCAAAGGAAGAUCUUUCACCAAAAAGUCACCGUGAGAAAGCAUUUGAAGCUGGAGCACUUGACCCAAGCCGACAUGGUUGAGCUGGCCGCUUCACUGCCUUACUUCCCGCAGCUCAAAGUGUUGGACAUCUACAUCUUCCAAGCCGGUGAAGCGGAGGCCAAGGCCUUUUUCGAGGUGCUUAGCUCCAUGAAGCUGGAGAAGCUGAGUCUGACCUAUGCGAGGAUGGCACUCGAUGUCGGCUCACUCGAUGUCGCCACCUUCGCCUCGAUGAUCGAGCUCAGCUUCGAGUCCUGUCACAUGGGCAAUCGGCUCGCUGAGGUCAUCGCAGAAGUCUUGAAGACUAACAGGACGCUCACCAGGAUCAACCUGAAGGGUAAUCAGAUCACAGACGAGGGCGUGAAGGCAGUCGCUGAUGCCAUGGCCUACAACACCACAGUGACCGACCUCGACCUUAGGUACAAUCAGGGUAUUGAUUCUGAUGUGGGGAAGCAGGCAAUACGGUUACUUGAAGAACGCCUUGAGGGAAACAGAGCAGCUGCAGAGGCUGCUGAGGCCAAGAGGAGCAGAAUCAGGGGAGAUCACCGUGCAGAUGGCCGUGCAGACAAAUUUCCUGGACGCCUGCGCAUCCAGGCUUUGGCCGACAAAUUGACGCAUGGUGGCACCCUGAGCAAGCUCAGUGUCUUUAACGCAAACCUUGGGGACGCCGUCAUCCAGGUGUUGAUUGAAGCCCUGCAACACAACCGCAGCGUCACCGACGUCAACCUUACCAAGAACAACAUCACCUACAUCGGUGCAAAGGCGUUGGCUCAGAUGCUGACAGUGAACCUUAACAUUACGCACGUUUACCUUGGGGGAAAUCAAAUUGGCGAUGCCGGCACGGAGGCCCUGGCACAGAUGCUGAAACAGAACCGCAGCAUCACCAACAUCAACCUGCAUGCCAAUCAAAUCGGCUCUGACGGUAUCCAGGUGCUGGCUGAGGCACUGCAGGAGAACGACGCCAUCCUUGAGAUUUCUCUUCGCGAAAUUGAAUAUCACCCUCGGCGACUCCUUCCCCCCAAUCCCUUCGAGGAAACGGACGAAGGGCGCCAGGCAUUGGACCGAAUCAAAAAGCGUUGCGAGGCCAAUCGAGAGGCAAGGGCAACUGCUGACAUUAAGAAACUUGUGGAAGAGCUGAAAACCGGGGCCAAGACGGAGAUCAAUCUUCGGAACCACUUCAUCGGGGAUGCCCACGUCCAGGCGCUCUCAAAAGCGCUGAAGAUCAACAAGAGUGUCACCCGCAUCAACCUGGAACAAAAUCUAAUCCAAGAUGCUGGGGCACAGGCUUUGUCUGAGGUGCUGAGGCACAACCGCUGCAUUACCCACAUCAACCUUUCAUGCAAUGAAAUCGGCCUGGUCGGUGCCAAGGCCCUGGCCAACACCAUGCAGAAGAACAAGACCAUCCUUAACAUCAACCUUAGUGCGAAUCCUUGGACACGAAUGGACGGAGCACAGGAGGUGUGGUAUCGAAUUGAGAAGUGGAGCAGGGCAAACCAAGAGGUACAGGCAGCUGCUGCUUUUAAGAAACUUGUGGAAGAGCUGAAAACCGGGGCCAAGACGGAGAUCAAUCUUCGGAACCACUUCAUCCGGGAUGCCCAAGUCCAGGCGCUCUCAAAAGCGCUGAAGAUCAACAAGAGUGUCACCCGCAUCAACCUGGAACAAAAUCUAAUCCAAGAUGCUGGGGCACAGGCUUUGUCUGAGGUGCUGAGGCACAACCGCUGCAUUACCCACAUCAACCUUUCAUGCAAUGAAAUCGGCCUGGUCGGUGCCAAGGCGCUGGCUGAUUCAGUGCAGCAGAACGACGCCAUCCUUGACAUCAACCUUGAAGUUAAUCCCUGGAGGCACCAUGAUGUAAAGGGCCAGGUGCUGGAGGGAAUCAAGGAGCAAUGCAAGGCAAAUCGAGCUGCUGCAGAGGCCAGAGCAAAAGUGCCGGAUGAGUCUGCCACAGAACAUGUCAGCCCUUGAAAAGCUCGGCAGUUUCAUUUGGUCUCACCAGGCUUCCAGGGUGCACAGGCCAAAAAGAGAGGGCUGCCGCUUCCCAUGCUGCAAAGAAACGACUGAUCUUGAAAUCUGAUGACUCAUGACCUGAUCAACUGCUUGAUAUUUCAAAGACACAAGGAACGUCAGGAGAGUCAGUGGACGAGCCGACCAUCCAAGAUCGUUCCUGUUGAACCUUGGUUGAAACCUCUCCCACGGAGCUGCAAGGUUUCCCCAGCCGACAAAUGCCAGAGUUUAUACAUUGCGACAAAGAACCGAAAGGAACAUUGACACAAGACUAUCCAGACUGAAAUAAGCAAUUAUGAGGGAUGAGGGAUUGAUUUUCCUGGUAUUGGUGGAAGGGCUAGACUCGGGCAAGGGGCAGUGCAUGUAUAGAUGCAUGCAGCUUUUUGUUGGGUUAUUUCAUUGGGCCCCUAGUUUUGCAGACCGAUCUGGUUGAAAUCAAGUCAUAUUGACACUUCCCUCACCGUGAGGACUCUUUGGCAAAGGUUGCCAUGCCAGAACAGGAUGCCUGUUUUGUUCCUGGUAACCUGGUAAUGUCGCUGCUUCAACAGUUCAGAUCAGUUCAGUUCAUCCAUAGAAGUUCAGUGUCUUCGACUGAGGCCCUGCCAGCUGCGUGAGGCGGAUCGCUGCGCCGAUUCCGGUCAGAGAGAGCAAUGUGAUGGAUGAGAAGCUACAGGGAGAGUUGUAAAUGAUAAAGUUUUUUGGGGGUUCAACAAGGGUUUCCACCCUCCGACUCGCCACGGAAUGAGAAACGUGAUCAAACUCUUGGGGCCCAUCCCAUUCCAAACUUGAUUUCAUACAUAUUGUUCCCAAAUUCUCCCAGUGGAAUUCCUGGAGUUUCGCAGAAACUGAAUGACAUGAGAUGUUUCGCACAAGUCUUGAGAUCUGUGGACUCUGCGAGUUCACAUCGGUUCGUGCCACCCUCUGGAGGUUAUUGUUUUUGACGUCAAGUGUCAAGCCUGAUUGAUGUACCGGAUGGUCCGCGUGUUGGAAUGCUGGUCCGUUGGUCCGUCGCUUUGGCCGAAGGAGUUGAUACAGCUUUUUCGGAGCCCGAAACUCGAAGU